Copidosoma floridanum is the source of this 1668-nucleotide messenger RNA. It is a transcript of the gene Cln7, whose product is annotated as CLN7/MFS domain-containing 8. Gene Ontology annotation, cellular component: lysosomal membrane. Gene Ontology annotation, biological process: transmembrane transport. NCBI's taxonomy places the organism in Eukaryota, Metazoa, Arthropoda, Insecta, Hymenoptera, Encyrtidae. The record is from RefSeq and is a predicted model, not a curated record. Gene Ontology annotation, molecular function: transmembrane transporter activity.
CCAACAUCGCGGCGGCCCGCUCUUAUCUGUCCGCCGCCACCAAGUACAAGGAGAGGACCUCGGCCGUCUCCAUGGUAGCGCUCAUGCAGGUUCUCGGCUUCGUCGUGGGCCCGGCGCUUCAAGCAGCCGUGACUCCUCUGGGCGACGAGACCCGCAUCCUUAUGGGCCUGCCCAUGAACAUGUACACGGCCGCCGGCUGGAUAAACGCGCUCCUGGGAAUACUCAACUUUGUCUUCUUCCUGCCCUGCUGCUUCACCGAGCGCAACAUCGCCGCGAAGGAGGCGAUGCGCGACCAGGGCAAGCAGUCCGAGGAGGAGACUUGGAAGUCCGUAAGGACCGACUACCUGGCCGCCUGGUCCGUCAUAUGCGCCUUCUUCGUCCUCGUCUUUAACUUUGUGCUCCUGGAAACACUCGGUACUUCGCUGACGAUGGAUCAAUUCGCCUGGGGCCGGGAGGACUCGGUGUUCUACAUGGGACUGCUAAUGAGCGUCGGCGCUGUCAUCUCCUGCGUCGUCUUCUCUGGUGUCGGUCCGCUGAGCAAGAGGUUCGACGAGAGGCGGGUGAUGCUGUGGGGAGGCUUCUUUUGCAUGAUAAUCGGGCGCAUCAUCCACAUUCCCUGGGGCACCGAACCACCGCUCAUCGCCGAACUUGGAGCCUACGGCAACGAGACGACGGACCCCCUGACGAACGCCACGAAGCUGGGCUGCCCGAGUGUCCAGGAGUGGUGCCGCUACACGCCCCGCAUGACCAUCCUGCAGUUCGUGAUCGGUUACGGGUUCACGGCGAUCGGCUACCCGAUCGGCGUCUCCCUCGUCCAGUCCAUCUUCACCAAAGUCCUGGGCACGCGGCCCCAGGGCGUCUGGCAGGGCCUCUUAACCGGUGGAGGGUGUGCCUCCCGGGUCCUCGGCCCCGUCUUCGUCGGCCUCAUCUACACGCGCUACGGCAUCUACCACACCUUCGGCGUGACUGGGCUCACCCUCGUCGUCUCCAUGGUCUGGCUGUCGUUGGUCUACGACCGCCUCGUGUCGCCGGACAAGAGGCCCGAGGAAUCGCCCAAGAAACAGCCCGAGGAGGUGCCGCUCGAGCAGCUCGAGUGACGUCGGAGGAGAGCAGCGACGCGGCCAAGAGGAUGCUGCUCGAUGGUAGCGCCUGAGCACUAGGCACUUGCGCACCGGUGCUCGCACGUCGGGUUGCCUCUCUCGAUUUUUCUCUCCCCGUUCGGUGUGCGUGUCUUUACAUGAUCGAUCGGCCACCUUUGGGCUUCGAGGGGACGUUUUUUUUUUUUUUUUUUUUUUACGAGUGCCACGGUGGACGUUAAAAGCGGGGUUUACCUGACAGCCGAUAGGGAUCCGGUGAAGGAGCUGGUUUUAAUGAGCUUUUGUUUUGGCUCCGAUAACCGGUGGCUGAGGAAACAAAGGGCGCCCCAGUCAAAUGUCGACGGGGGGCGAAGAAUCAGUUAUCGUGGUCGGAAUAUCUACCCGUGGCUGCCUUUUUUUUUUUUUGGGUGUAAUCCCUUGCGUUGAGUUUUCUCGUGCUUUUCUUGUUUUUACGAGGGGCAGAGUCGAUAAUUUUUACCUCCGCGGUGGGAUGCGCUUGCGGACGUGGGAAAAUUACGAAAUCGGGGCCCGUGCCUCGAGUGGCGUCGUGGUAUUAUUACUUUUUGCUCUU